This is a messenger RNA of Coregonus sp. 'balchen', 20696 nucleotides long. The record is from the annotation of a GenBank genome assembly. NCBI's taxonomy places the organism in Eukaryota, Metazoa, Chordata, Actinopteri, Salmoniformes, Salmonidae.
CUGGAUUCCGGAAGCCUGGAAUCACAGGGUGUAAAACAGGGGACUUUGGCCAAAGGGAAUUGCUGUGUCUUGUGAGUGACUGAUGCUUCUGAAACAGCACUGGACUGAAUAGCACAGACGGGAAUGCACAGAAGACCUCUCCACUCUGGUAAGGAUAUUAAUGAAUAUAUCUCUGGAUAACGAACGGUUAACUGUUCUUUAUGCUGGUCCCAUGUGGCUCAGUUGGUAGAGCAUGGAGCUUGCAACACCAGGGUUUUGGCUUCGAUUCACACAGGGGACCAGUAUGAAAAUGUAUGCAUUCACUACCGUAAACGCUCUGGAUAAAACGUCUGUAAAUGAGAAAGUAAAAAGAUUCUUCAAGUUUAUCUGUUUGGUUCUGUAGAUUUAAGAACUCAGUUUAGUCACAGACGUCUUGUAGCGUAUGUCGAGUAUGUGUUUAGGGUUGCUAAGUAUACAAAACGUCGGGAUUUCAUAGCAAAAGGGCUUGUAAUGUGAAGACGUACCGGGGGUAUAAAAAUAUACCCGUGCCCUUUAGUAUGUGGUUUAGGGUGUUCCAGGGUAAAGGUUUUUCCGUGGUAAACAGGGUUCCCCGUGGUAAAAAGGUGUAUCCCGUGGGAAACAGGUGUUCCUUGGAAAAAGGGCCAGUGGUCAACAGGGUGUCAUUGGUCCCAAAACAUGUUCCGGGAAAAGGUGUUCCAGUGGUAAAAGGGGUUCCAGUGGGAAAAGGGGUUUCCGUAAAAAGGGGUUUAAACGGUGUUCAGUGGUAAACAGGGGGUUGGGGGCCAUGGGAAAAAAAGGGGGGGGGGUGGGGGAGGGGCAUUUUUUAAACAGGUGUUUUCCGGGUAACAGGUUUCAGUGGUCAAAAACAGGUUGUUAAAAGGGGGGGCCCGUGUCCAAAAAUGUUCCAGGGUGGGGUUAAACGGGGGGUUCCCUGGUAAAACCCCGGGGGGGUUCCCGUGGUCAACAGGUGUAGUCAGUGGUAAACAGGUGUUCCAGUGGUAAACAGGUGUUCCAGUGGUAAACAGGUGUUCCAGUGGUAAACAGGUGUUCCAGUGGUAAACAGGUGUUCCAGUGGUCAACAGGUGUUCCAGUGGUAAACAGGUGUAGUCAGUGGUAAACAGGUGUUCCAGUGGUAAACAGGUGUUCCAGUGGUAAACAGGUGUUCCAGUGGUCAACAGGUGUAGUCAGUGGUAAACAGGUGUUCCAGUGGUAAACAGGUGUUCCAGUGGUAAACAGGUGUUCCAGUGGUAAACAGGUGUUCCAGUGGUAAACAGGUGUUCCAGUGGUAAACAGGUGUUCCAGUGGUAAACAGGUGUUCCAGUGGUAAACAGGUGUUCCAGUGGUAAACAGGUGUUCCAGUGGUAAACAGGUGUAGUCAGUGGUAAACAGGUGUUCCAGUGGUAAACAGGGUGUUCCAGUGGUAAACAGGUGUUCCAGUGGUAAACAGGUGUUCCGGUGGUAAACGGGUGUUCCAGUGGUAAACAGGUGUUCCAGUGGUAAACAGGUGUUCAGUGGUAAACAGGUGUUUCCAGUGGUAAACAGUGUUCCAGUGGUAAACAGGUGUUCCAGUGGUAAACAGGUGUUCCAGUGGUAAACAGGUGUUCCAGUGGUAAACAGGUGUUCCAGUGGUAAACAGGUGUCCAGUGGUAAACAGGUGUUCCAGUGGUAAACAGGUGUUCCAGUGGUAAACAGGUGUUCCAGUGGUAAACAGGUGUUCCAGUGGUAAACAGGUGUUCCAGUGGUAAACAGGUGUUCCAGUGGUCAACAGGUGUUCCAGUGGUAAACAGGUGUUCCAGUGGUCAACAGGUGUAGUCAGUGGUAAACAGGUGUUCCAGUGGUAAACAGGUGUUCCAGUGGUAAACAGGUGUUCCAGUGGUAAACAGGUGUUCCAGUGGUAAACAGGUGUUCCAGUGGUAAACAGGUGUAGUCAGUGGUAAACAGGUGUUUCCAGUGGUAAACGGGUGUUCCAGUGGUAAACAGGUUGUUCCAGUGGUAAACAGGUGUUCCAGUGGUAAACAGGUGUUCCAGUGGUAAACAGGUGUUCCAGUGGUAAACAGGUGUUCCAGUGGUAAACAGGUGUAGUCAGUGGUAAACAGGUGUUCCAGUGGUAAACAGGUGUUCCAGUGGUAAACAGGUGUUCCAGUGGUAAACAGGUGUUCCAGUGGUAAACAGGUGUUCCAGUGGUAAACAGGUGUUCCAGUGGUAAACAGGUGUUCCAGUGGUAAACAGGUGUAGUCAGUGGUAAACAGGUGUAGUCAGUGGUGAACAAUUGUAGUCAGUGGUGGUAGCCUGUAACUGUUCUGUCAAAGCACUGAGGCCCAUUAAACAUUAACAGGAUCAUAUGACAGACAGUGUGUGACAAGCUGUGGAACCAUCCCCCUCGUGUAACAGUAACGUCUCCCUCUACUUUUAGUGGCACUGUGGACCUACUGUCAGCUUUAAUAUAUUUCUGGUAAAAAAAACUCUCUCCAAAUACACUUUCAUUUUAGUAAUCUAACCCGAGGAGGAGCCAAUCACUUUCCUUGUGUGUUUCUUUGUUAUAAUGUAACUCAGAGAUAUUCAUAUUAAUGUGUUUACGCCAGUGGAAACAGUCAAAUAAAGAACUACGUCUUUGAUGCCACCUGACUUUACUGCCAGUCCAAUCGGAUGCUGAGGUUGCCUGAGGUAUCGCCAUGGAGAUGAUGAACACCCUGAGGAGGAGCCAAUCACUGAAGAGCCUGUCUGGAUCUGGGGUUUUGGAGAGGUCAUGGGUCACAUCAAAGUCCUCUCUCUGGGACAACAAGAAGUCUGUCUCUCAGCUUGUACAACAGUAAGUUUAAAGGCUACUCAGUGUCUGCUAGCUCACCAUAAACAACAACACACCCUCACACUGACAGAUCUAAUAACAUAGUUCAUAUGUUAUAUUAGAUUUUGUUCAUAUGUUAUAUUAGAUCAUACAGUACCAGUCAAAAGUUUGGACAACACCUACUCAUUCAAGGGUUUUUCUUUAUUUUUUUACUAUUUUCUACAUUGUAGAAUAAUAGUGAAGACAUCAAAACUAUGAAAUAACACCUAUGGAAUCAUGUAGUAACCAAAAAAGUGUUAAACAAAUUUUAUGUUUGAGAGUCUUCAAAGUAGCCACCCUUUGGCUUGAUGACAGCUUUGCACACUCUUGGCAUUCUCUCAACCAGCUUCACCUGGAAUGCUUUUCCAACAUUCUUGAAAGAGUUCCCACAUAUGCUGAGCACUUGUUGGCUUCUUUUCCUUCACUCUGCGAUCCAACUCAUCCCAAACCAUCUCAAUUGGGUUGAGGUCAUCCUACUCCAUCACACCUCCUCCUCCAUGCUUCACGGUGGGAACUACACAUGCAGAGAUCUUCCGUUCACCUACUCUGCGUCUCACAAAGACACAGCAGUUGGAACCAAAAAUCUCACAUUUGGACUCAUCAGACCAAAGGACAGAUUUCCACUGGUCUAAUGUCCAUUGCUCGUGUUUCUUGGCCCAAACAAUUCUCUUCUUCUUAUUGGUGUCCUUUAGUAGUGGUUUCUUUGCAGCAAUUCGACCAUGAAGGCCUGAUUCAUGCAGUCUCCUCUGAACAGUUGAUCUUGAGAUGUGUCUGUUACUUGAAAUCUAUGAAACAUUUAUUUGGGCAGCAAUUUCUGAGUCUGGUAACUCUAAUGAACUUAUCCUCUGUAGCAGAGGUAACUCUGGGUUUUCCAUUCCUGUGGCGGUCCUCAUAAGAGCCAGUUUCAUCAUAGGUCUUGAUGGUUUUUGCGACUGCAGUUGAAGAAACUUUCAAAGUUCUUGAAAUUUUCCGUAUUGACUGACCUUCAUGUCUUAAAGUAAUGAUGAACUGUAAUUUCUCUUUGCUUAUUUGAGCGGUUCUUGCCAUAAUAUGUAGGUGAACGGAUGAUCUCUGCAUGUGUAGUUCCCACCGUGAAGCAUGGAGUUGGAGGUGUCAUGGUGUAGGAUGACCUCAACCCAAUUGAGAUGGUUUGGGAUGAGUUGGAUCGCAGAGUGAAGGAAAAGCAGCCAACAAGUGCUCAGCAUAUGUGGGAACUCCUUCAAGAAUGUUGGAAAAGCAUUCCAGGUGAAGCUGGUUGAGAGAAUGCCAAGAGUGUGCAAAGCUGUCAUCAAGCCAAAGGGUGGCUACUUUGAAGACUCUCAAAUAUAAAAUUUGUUUAACACUUAUUUGGUUACUACAUGAUUCCAUAGGUGUUAUUUAAUAGUUUUGAUGUCUUCACAAUUAUUCUACAAUGUAGAAAAUAAUAAAAAAUUAAGAAAAACCCUUGAAUGAAUAGGUGUGUCCAAACUUUUGACUGGUACUGUAGGUGCAUGUGUAAUAAAAUAUACUUUUAACCAAGUUGAUGGAACAGAGAUGGCUUGAUGAUCUAUGCUUGCCUGAGCCCUGAAGACCUGUGUUAGCACUAACCCAAGCUUUAGCUCAGUGAGCUAACAUGGUCGUGAGUCAUGGAUUCAAUAUUUCAAUGGUGUUUGCAGCCAGAACACUUGACCUGAGUAGGAAAAACUCAUGACCCUAAAUAUAGCCUAGGCUUUAAUAACCCCCUUUCUUUAUUGACAGGUACCAGAGCUGUGUGGAACUAAGCACCUCUGAAUCCAAUCAAGACAAGCGGAAGGUUUGUAAUGUGUGUUGAGAUUUUCAAAGGAACUCUAGAAAGGAGCUUUUAAUAGUUGCUUAAAUAAAAUGAUAUGUUUUUAAUGUUGAGCGAUGGGUUGCGCCUUUUCCUUUUCAAUAAAUUAACUUUAGAUAAAGUUUUCUUGAAUUUGAUUACUUACUGAUCAAUAAUAUAUCCACCUCUCUCCCAGGUCUCCCUGUCCCUGUUCUGUUCCUCCAGAGAAGAGAUGUCAGUAGGCCUAGUUUCCCCUUGGAGGAGGUUAGAGAGCCGGGGGGACCAUGUGGACCGUUUGGGUACUGGCUCUGGUUCUCUCCUGCUGUCCCGGAGUCGCUCCAUGGACUAUCUUCCCCAGCGGGACCGGGCUCCGGAAGGGACCAGCGCACUGCGAGCCCUGUUCGAGUCCAAGGCCACCCUGCAGAAGGACUUCUCCAGCUCCCCCAGGCUGAAUGUAGCCUCUCCAGCCAGCAGGGUGGAGGUGGUGGAGGCAGGGAUUCAGUCUAGUGAGAAGGAAAAAGAGCGCCCUCUGGGGGCGAGGAGGGGUUACAGCACUGAAGGGACUCCUGGGAGGAAGGACAACGCUCAGGUGUGUGUGUGUGUUUAUUUAUUUAUGCGAUUAGUGUAAAUUCAACCAUUGUUUCAUAAAGCUACUCUCUCUCUCUUGAAAAAGUUUCUCUGCAUAAAGUAAAUUCCCCUUUUCUUAAUCUCAAUGUUAAUGUUUUUGUUUUUUCCCCAGCGUGCUGUUCAGAGCGAUAGGAGGAAGACCAUAAGUGGUGUCCCAGGGUCCUACGUCAGGGGUUCCAGAGAUACACCACAGGGUGAGUAGUAGGACCAAAUCACACACACACACACACACACACACACACACACACACACACACACACACACACACACACACACACACACACACACACACACACACACACACAACACACACACACACACACACCACACACACACACACACACACACACACACACACACACACACACACACACACACACACACACACACACACACACACACACACACACACACACACAACUACAGUCAGUGUGCAAUAUACUGGAAAUGACAGGGGGGUGAGAUGGAAAUACGCUAAUGCAUCACUACGGUCACUGGGUUAUUAUAACUGUCAGCAUGACAUGGCACAACGGAGGGGCAACCCCGCCAACAUUAGGUCAUCGCCUUCCCUGGGGGAACUGUUCACUGCCUAGGUGUCCUGUGACUAUAAAAACAGCUUGGAAUCAAACCCUUGUCCCCCCCCCUGAUGAUUCCCGCUAUACAUGCAACACUGACGUCAAUAUUGGUGUUUGUGUAGGUUAACAAUCAAGACGUCCCUUCCUGUAUGAUUGUUUUCUGGCAUACUCUACAGUAAUACCAAAAUAUAGGUAUAUCUCAUAAAGAGUGAAUGAUACUGACAGAAUAUCCAUUUGUCUAGGGUGGAGGGCAUCCAAAGUCACACACACACACACACACACACACACACACACACACACACACACACACACACACACACACACACACACACACACACACACACACACACACCAGUCAUCUAGUGAGUGAAGCAGUCUUAAGUUGCCACCGAGUCAGAAUGCCAGGGCCACAGCAUGGCGGCCAUGUUAUAAAUAUCUCUCUGUAAUCCCGACACGUCACAGCCUCAGCAUGCCUCCAGAAAGCAGAAACCCAUUAGGUAAACAGCAGCCCCAUGGUUCCUGGACCAACACCAGGGUUCAAACACUAUUUGUAAUCUUUCAAAGACUUUGAGAGGUUUGCUUUAACCUGCCUGGAGUGCCAGAUAGGCGGGGUUUGCAGUUCUGGGACUAUUCUAUUGGUUGAUUAAGCCAGGCAAACUCAAUCAAGAACAGAUAAGGUAUUUGAAAGGAUUUCAAAUAGUGUUUGAACCCAGGUGUGACUGGCCCUGGGAGCUCUAUGAAGCUAUAUACAGAGUAGGAUGUAGAUUUGUAGACACAUAACUAUGCAGCUCCGCACACAUGCUCAAAACAGGGAGUGUCGCAGUGCUUGCUGGUAUAACCGUGACGCAGCCGGUACAGCCGCGAACCUCCGUAGAGGUGACAUAUUUCCAGGAUAUCGUCUAUGACUCUGUGACCUGGUGAUGUGUCUGGGAUCACCUUGUGACAGAGAAUCUGUCAGGAAUGUGAUUUACAUUUACAUUUUAGUCGUUUAGCAGACGCUCUUAUCCAGAGCGACUUACAGUUAGCGAGUGGAUGCAUUUUUUUUUUUUAUGUUUCAUACUGGCCCCCCGUGGGAAUCGAACCCACAACCCUGGCAUUGGAAAUGCCAUGCUCUACCAACUGAGCUACAUCCCUGUGAUUGACAGAAAGAUCCUCAGAGAUCCUAAGAUCCUAAAAGUUUUAACUUUGAGUUUCGCUGGUAGUGACAAAAACGGCUGUGAGGGAGACACAAGAAAACAAAGUAGAUGUGGGUCCCAAGUGAUCUUGGGCAACAUAUCAUCACCCCCCAAAAAUGUCAGGAGAAUGUCAGGACACCAAUACUUAGAAAAUACUUUCUCUGAUAAAGAUAUCUCCAUUCCUCAAGCAUAUGAAUCACCUCAGAGUCUCUACUCUUCAUAAUCUCCUCUUUUAGUUUUUAUUAGCAAAUACAGCAUUAAAGCACCUGAGAGCUAAUCAUAUUUCAGUCUACAUUAUCAAUGUGCCACUUGACCAAAAUAGCAGUUGCACAGCAGUUGACUGUUUUGUUUUUGUAUCGUCUUGCCAAGCGCCCACUGAGCACCUGAUAACAUCACUAGGACUGCAUAUCCCUCUCCAUGCAGUACCCAGCAUAGGGGGUGAUUAUGGGUGUAGCUAUGGCAAUGGGAGGGGGGGGGGGGGGGGUGAUGAUAUCGCUAUGGCAAUGGGAGGAGGGGUGAGGAUGAGGGGUGACAGUGUGAGGAGGGGGUGCCCUAGUCCAGUCUCUCAGUGACUAACAGAGAGGAUUGACUCAGUCCUAAAUUAUAGUGACUGCCCAACCCACUGCCCCCCAACACACCGCCACCCACCCUCCCAAAAUAGACCCAACGUUCCCAGCGGGGGGGGGGCAGCAGUCCUGAUAAAAAUCAGCUGUCACUACUAGCCACAGGACUAGAGACUAAAGAGAGGCACAGUGACACGACAGGCAGACAGAGAGCCACACACAGAGAGAGAGAGAGAGAGAGAGGGGAACAGCUAUAGACACAGUCUAAAGGGGCUAACACUACCAGAGAAACACAGACCAUCCUACAGCCAUCACAGGAACUGUCUCAGCCGACAACCAGCGGUUUGAUCUGUAUUCAGAGAGACAACCACAGCAGGAGAAUAACAACUACACUGGCUGUACUGUUUGUAAGUAUUAUGGAUUCAGUUACAGAAGGUGUUUAUUCUAAAUGAAUGGGUGCUGUAGAUUUUAUUGUUUUGUUCCGGUCGACGAGGAGGCUUUGUAGCAUCAUGUCAAUAAGACAAAAGAUGCCAGUGAGUAAAAUUAGGAUGGGGAUAUGUGGAUAUGGGGACAUGGGGACAUGGGGACAUGGGGUGAUGGGAUAUGUGGAUAUGUGGAUAUGUGGAUAUGUGGAUAUGGGGAUAUGUGGAUAUGGGGAUAUGGGGAUAUGGGGAUAUGGGGAUAUGGGGAUAUGUGGAUAUGGGGAUAUGGGGAUAUGGGGAUAUGUGGAUAUGGGGAUACGGGGAUAUGUGGAUAUGGGGAUAUGUGCACACGGGAUAUGUGGAUAUGCGGAUAUGUGGAUAUGGGGAUAUGGGGAUAUGUGGAUAUGGGGAUAUGGGGAUAUGUGGAUAUGGGGAUAUGGGGAUUUUCGGCAAAGGAAAUAACUAAUCAGUAAUGCUUUGAGUUUAGCCUGAAGUGCUUUGCUGUCAUCAACACUGUACAACACAAAAAUAUAAAUAAUUUAGCCUAACAUACAUUGCCUGUCCAUUUAAUGUUGUCUGCUUCAAAGUUAAGUCUGCAGAGUUUAGUAUAAUUAAUUAAUCAAAAUCUCUUUCAUAUAAUAGCAAAUAUUAAUACGAAAAAGGAAAAGUCUACAUGACAACUUAAUCUUAACUGAUGGGUCAUAGUCACCUCUAAUGGAUCAAAUCCUGCCCCCAGACCUCCCUGUCUUUGUCACACACUAAUAUCUUAUGUGUGUGUGUGUGUGUGUGUGUGUGCGUGCGUGCGUGUGCGUGUAUGCACACACUUAGGAGUCAAAUUAAGAAGGCUAUAUGCAGCCAGCCAGCCACCCACCCAAGGUCAUGGAACCAAGUGUCUUAGAGUUUUUCCCAUGGGCCAUCUUUGCAAUUUCUUAAGUGAGUGGCUAUCGUCUCUCAGACCCUAAUCCUUAGAUAAGACAAGAAUGGAGGGUCAGAGGUCAUGGUUGACCAAUCACCGACCUCCUCUCUGGAAACCUAAACGCAUCAUGAUAGAGUUGAUGUGGAAUCAGCACAGUGAGAACGAUAGUAAUAGCAUCACAAUGUAUUUUAUUUCAUUUCUUUUUCUUGUUUUUAAUUUGGAUGACGGUUGGUAUCGAUUCCAUUUAUAAAUCUGCCAAUUCAGGAGAUGUAUCGAAAUCCCAAUUCAAGAUUUCAGGAAAUGUUCUAUUUUUAAGGUCUUUUGGAAUUUUCCUAGACAACCAUUUUGUAAACCGGUAGUAGUUUUAUGACCUGUCUGUGAAUCUGUGGGCUACAAUCGAAAGCAGCUGAGCUGGUUGGUUGGGGACAAAUACCUACUGCGUUUAUGCAUGAUUUGGACAGCUGUCAGUAGUGCAAAAGCCCCACAUUGCUGAUCUGCUAAUAGCUUCUCUCUCCAUUCCUGUGGAGAUUGAGGAGAGGAUAGCCAGACUGGAAGAGGGGUAGCCAGGCCCCUAAAAGGUGUCUGACUGUGGAAAUAACUCAAAGCCAGCUAGCUAGCGAACAUGUUAAAGAAUGCUGAUAUGCAGCUACUUCAGUUGAGAUUCAUAGAAUUGUCCAUAGUUGGAUUUUUCAUGUUUCCUCCUCUGUGCAGCGGCAAAAGUCAGCUAUGCUCUGUCAGAAGGGAAAUCAGCAGGAAGCACUCGUUGAUUACAUUAAUAGUUGUCACUAGUUACCACAGCCACAGAAUAAAAAUAGGUUAUAUCGUAGAAAUUCAUGAAAACAAAAAUGUAAGGUUAGGGUUAGGCAUAAGGUUAGCAGUGUGGUUAAGGUUAGGGUGAAGGUUAGGUUUAAAAUCAUAUUUUAAGAAGAACAUUUUCAGAAAUAGGUGGGGUUUAUGACUCUGUGGCUGUGGUAACUAGUGAUGACUGAAAUACUAAGCGCUACCAAGAAAACACUAUUGUUUUCCCCCCAAAUUACCUCUCAUCUUAUCAACUUAACUUAUUAACACCUGAUCAAUAAACAUCAAAAACACGUUAAUUAUUACCAUAUUCCCGGGAAGUGUUCAAAUUUAAAGUGUGAGUUAUCAAUUAGCGUGGGUCAAAGGACCUAACCAACAAUGACCAACACCUCAUCAAUAGCUGAUCAAUAAGCAUCAAUAACACAUGCGUUAUUAUCGUGUUCCCAGUAAGUGUUCAACUUGACCCUGGCACUUCUCUGGGGUUAUAACCUCAUCCACAGCCUCGCGUGACGUUAUGCUGUCUCAUUCUAUCUGCUCACCCAGCUAUGGAAAAUGCUUUAAGUCCCGACUCGUGAGUGGCGCCAGUUAGCUGGCCCAAUCCUUUUGUCCGGCAAGAGCUUACUGCGUGAAUAAAACGGACAGAGGUAUGUUCGAAUCUGGCCUUUAGUUAGAGAUGAUGGGUUUUAUCCAGCGGGUCACAGGGACUACUGCUGACCCCCUGUCAAAGCACGCCUGCAGGGGAGGCUUAGCUUCUGUUGUUUGGACUGACAGAACAGCGUGAAAAUGCUCGGAGGCUAUAGGGCCUGGUCUACACUCACUAGGGCUGGUGGUAUUCAGUGGUUGGGGCUGCUAUUGUUUCAACGCUUAUUUCGAACUUGGGGAUGAUGUUUUUUGUAGUUGACGCUACUGUAGAUGUUUGCCUCAAUAUAUUUUCUAUGUGCCUGUAGUGAAUAGGGGCAUCUUGUGGCACACAAAGCCAACCAAAACACAGACGAAGGCUAUAAAACACCACUCAACACAUUUUGUGUUUCAAAUAGGAAAACUAGGAUGUUCAGAUAGAAUUGCAAGCAUUCUAACGUUCUAGUGUUCGUGCCACAGUCCCCACGGUGACAGCCAGAGAGAUUCAAUUCAGGCAUUCUUCUGACCUGUUGUGUUUUUGGUCAGGUAUGGAUGGCUGGGAUGGAGGUGAGUCACACCAACAAUGUUGCUCAAAACAAUCAGGGGUCACUCCAGCUGAGCUAGCAGUUGUCGUUUUUGUUUCUUCCUCCAGGUCGUGAUGGUCAGGCCAUGGAAUGGUGUUUGUUGAGGGUCUAAGGCAACUGGUGGCAGGCUGUAGCUACAGUGUGUGAGGCAGGGCGUUUGGUUUGUCAUCCAGAAGGACCAGAGCAUCCAUUAAUCUUUAGUUUUUGCUACUGUGUAGAUCCUUUCUCUAGAGCUGGUUAGGACUUAGGUCUACCCAUUCAUUAAACAUAAAUGACUAAUAUAAUAUGUUAAAGGCAUGUUUUUUUAAGUGUAUAUUUUCCAUUAUUUUAGCAACAAUAUGUAUUUUUUUUUUCUGUAACAACUGAUGAUGCAAUAACACUUGAUAAUGCAUUUAUUACAUUGUUGCAAGUUACAUUAUUUUUUUGUUUUGUUCUAAGGUCAAUUAUUUUGCAGAGUCGGUCCUGAUUGGCACAUAAAGGCCCAUGUCUGAGAGGGAAUAGUUUCCACAGUGUAACAAUAGUGAACAGAUAGGGUAGCCACACAUACCAACACCACCCAGCUAUAUAUACACACACUCCAUUAUCAGCCAACGUGGCAUAGCCAACGACAGAGGCACAGCUUAUUAAAGCUGUGCGGUGCAUAGCAGACCAUGGGGCACAGGAAUACCACUGUCCUUAUCACUGUGAAUGUGGGUCACUGCACCUUUUAAACACUGACUGUUACCAUACUGUGUGUAAAUCAACAAAAAGUGUCUGCUAUGAUAUUAAAUGUCCAAUGCAGCCGUUAAUUUUUUUUUUUAUCAAUAUCAAAUCCUUUUCUGGGUAACAAUUAAGUACCUUACUGUGAUUGUUUUCAAUAAAAAAAUUGUCAAAAAGAAACAAAAAUAGCUUCUUAGCAAAGAGCCAAUUUCUCUAGCAAGAAUUUUGCUAGGACUAUCUGGGAGUGGUCUGAGCGGGGAGGGGGAAAACUGAAAACGAGCUGUUCAUUGGCAGAGAGGUUUGGAACUCUCUUUCUUAUGGGUCUAAAUCUCCAUCCUACCAAAACAGGCUGAAAUUUCAGGCGGUCUUUACAAACCGCUCUUACACUAAUAGGGAAUUAUAAUAAUUUUCACCAUUUCACAUUAUUAUUCCUAACCUCAUAGUGUCUAAACAUCUAUAAAACACAGGACAAUCACGUUUUUGACAGCACUGGACCUUUUAAACAACCAUACAUUUCAUACCUUUCAAUCAUGUGCUAAUUUUCCAGUCAUGUGUCUUUUAAUAAUUCAAAUGGUGUUAUACUACAGAGAGAAAAACACUGGUCUGUUACCAGAGCUGUAGCUAUAGUAUAGACUAGGAUACAAACUGAGACCCAGAUUACAUAUCCUAUUGACAACAUUAUCAGAAGCAUUCAUGAAAUCAAUUCCUAAUCAAUCAAUCUAUCUGUGUCUGUGUUGUAGAUGACAGGAGGCGUCUCCAGUUGAGUUACAGAGACACCCCGUCAAGACAAGGUCGAGACAGAGAGAGGACCUCCAGCUCAGUGAGAGACAGAUCAGCUCUCUACCUGUCAAGAGUAACAGCUGCCGAAUCCCCAGGAAGCUCCGCACACACAGUGAGUGCCUGGCAUUCCUCCCAUUCCUCCACACACCACAAAGACGGACACACAUACACGAAAUUACUUACACACACACACACACACACACACACACACACACACACACACACACACACACACACACACACACACACACACACACACACACACACACACACACAGGGAUCAAUUGCCCAGGCAGACCAUCAUUCUCAGGAUUCAACAUGAGUUGCAUUACUUUUCAAGCAUACAUUUGAACGAACGAUUAUCUGAAUUAUAAAUUGCUUUGUUUUCAUUCAACAGAAAUCCAGCAGUUCCUCAGGAAAGAAGACUACAGCCAGCAAGGUAUAAUAUGUCAAUCUAACACAAUGUGUGAGUGCUGUGAAAUUAAUAUAAAAAAAAAAAAAAACAUCCAACUCAGAGCUGAUGGGCAAUGGGUUUUGCAUAACAAUGGUGAUGAUGGUGGUCACAUUAACCAUAAUUAUUAUUACCAGAACUCGGUCAAAUACAUACGGUAAAUACUUUAAAAUACGUAAUCUACCCACAUUUUUAACACGGAAGUUAUCCUACUUUGUAUAAAUGUAUAAUAUUGAUAUGAAAAGCAAAACACAAGGCAAUAACAGAAACUGAAAGAAAUACCUUGCGUCAAACACUACUCAGUGACUUUAAGACAUAAGCAUUAGCGCUGCUCUACUAACUGGUGUGAAGUUCGGCUAACCUUAGCUUGAGUGAAGAUGGUUUGCUGUGAAAGACAUCGAACAAGCACAGAGAAAGGUAAAGUAUGGCUUCAAUUGCUACAUGCAUGGCUACCUAACAUUUUCUUAUACCUAACUAAUACUACUCUCUAACUGACUGAAUACUGACAAUAACACAAAGACCCUCCCCUUUUCUCUCUUUUCCAAGAUGGCCGACGUAGCCCCAAAAAACAGAGUUUCAGAGGCAUGUCACGAGGAAGACGACCUCCCUCUGCCUCCACCUCCCCCUAUUCCACCCAGACCUCAGAACUACGAAGAGUCCCCAGCCGCAGGCGGCCCCAACCAAGCCUCCAUUCCUGUGCCCCCACCGAAGGAAACCUUCUCGACGUUCUAUCAGCAGCGACAGAAGAACGAGCUGAAGAGACUCUUCAAACACAUUCACCCAGACCUGAGGGAAAACAUCAAUGACGUAGUCGAUGAUGAGCUGGUUGCAGCGAUGCAAUCCGGAGGCGCCCAGACUGCGGCGGAUGCGGGGUACCAGGGAGAGGUCCAGUCCAUGAGGUGGAUCUUUGAGAACUGGACCCUGGACAACAUUGGGGACCACCCCCACAUGACCAAGAAGCUUCUGGAAGAUGAGACUCUUCAAGGCGGUGAUGUUAGAGGAACAUCCUCCAUGUUCGAGCACUGCAUGGUGGACGGAACCCAACAGAUUGUCCAAAGGCAGAGUUCAGUCCAAGGGGAUGUCAGGACAUCGACUUGGCUGUUCGAGACCCAGCCCAUGGAUACACUCAACAAACUCAAGCCAGAGGAGGGCGAGCUGGUCGAGGCUGUUCUCAAGGAACCGAUCCAGAUUGGAGACGUGAGUGGAGCUCGGCUGCUUUUCGAAUCCAAGCCACUGGAUGCCUUAGGCCGCUGUAGCUCUGUAGAGGACCAGAGCUUCCUCAAGCUGAAGUCAGAGCUCCAGGAGCAGAAAGGAGAUGUGAGGAAGACAGUGAAGCUCUUCCAGGCCGAUCCUUGCUGUGCACUCAGAGACGCAAGCGGCAACAUCCACAAGAUCAAGUCCAUCUGCAGGGAGGAGAUCCGUAGCAGCAACAUUAGCACGGCACGCUGGCUCUUCGAAACUAAGCCUCUGGACAUCAUCAACAAGGGGACAUCCGGGAUGCAGAUAAUCCGGGGGAUAUCGCUGGAGGAAGGGCAGAAAGGAGGGGUGGACAGAAAGAGGUGGAUGUUUGAGACUCAGCCGUUCAACACCAUCCGGGAGGAGGGCAUAGAAGACCGGUUUCAGGGGACAGUGGUCGAAGUUGUGCCUGACGCUGAUGUUGGGAACAAACUAAAGAUGUUUGAGACCCAGCCCUUGGCAGCACUGAAAGGAGACUCAACAGAAGUAGCUCUGGAGAAGGAGGAGAUACUUGGAGGAGAUGUCAAAUCCUCCCUCUGGCUGUUUGAAACUCAACCCAUGGAGACAUUGAAGGAACACUAUGAAGUUGGGCAUUUGAAGAAAGUGAUCCUUUCUACUGAUGAACAAGGAGAAGUCAAAGGCAAAAAGCACAUGUUCGAGAACUACGACAUUAGAAAAGAGACCUCAGUCGGAGCAGAAAUCAUAAGUAAAGAUCAUGAGAUUGAGAAGGGUGACGUUAAAUCAUACAAGCAUCUCUUCGAAACAAUUCCCCUCUGCAAUAUCACCCAAUCUGAGGAGGAAGUGCUGAACGGAAAGACUGAAAAUGACAUCACUGCAGGAGAUGUGAAAGGAAACAGAGCGCUCUUCGAGACAACACCCUUAUAUGCGAUCAAAGACUGCUCAGGGAAUUUCCACGAGGUCACAACUGUCAACAGAGAGGAGUCCAUCAAAGGAAGUGUCCAAAAUUACAAGUGGAUGUUUGAGACCAAGCCCAUUGACCAGUUUGAGGAGGGAAAGAAGAACGUUGAGGUUAUCAAAGGAAUCACCAGGCAGGAGGAUAGGUCAGGAGACGUCAAGAUGGCCAAGUGGCUCUUUGAGACACAGACCAUAGAUGGCAUCCAUUCCAAGUUCAACCAGUCAGAGCAGCAGCAGAAUUCAACAGAGCAACAGAAGGAGACUAGGAAAGGUGAUGUCAAGACCUGCAAGUGGCUGUUCGAGACUCAGCCUAUGGACAUUCUGUACGACAAAUCAGAAAAGAUCCCAGAUAAAGAAGAAGAGAUUGAGAAUACCAACGUGAAGUCUGUCACUUGGCUUUUCGAAUCACAGGCUCUGGAUAGCAUUAAAGACAGUGAGGAGCAUAGUUUGAAAUUAUGCAGUACCAUUCAGGAUGGUGUCAAGGCUGAGGUUGGUGUGAAAACAGUGAAGCACCUUUUCGAGACAGAGACUUUAGAUAGGAUAAGGAAGGACACAGACACAGAGCAAGAUGUUAGAUAUGUCAGCGAGUUGCAUGUCCAGUCUGGUGAUGUCUCUAGGGUCAAGGAGAUCUUCGAGUCCAAGUCCUUAGAUGAAAUAGGUUCAGAGUCUAUAAAGGUGUGUGAUGAAGACGAAAGCAUUCAGAAAGGAUCCGUGCGUAAAUGCACCUGGCUUUUUGAGAACCGUCCCAUCAACGCGAUACACGACAAGGAGAAAAAUGGCAUUCAUUGUGUCAACGACAUGGAGGGUGGUGACGUCCAUAACAAGAAGUUCAUAUUCGAAACGUUCUCUCUGGACAAGAUCCAUGAUAAAGAUCAGCUUCUGGAACACAAGUCGGAAUCCGUGGAAAAGCCAGUGAGCAACGUCGAUGUCAAGUCCAGCACCAUGCUAUUUGAGUCCCAGCCACUGUACGCCAUUAGAGACAAGGAAGGCCAGUUCCACGAGGUUACCACAGUCCAGAAGGAGGAAGUGAUGAGUGGCGAUGUGAGAGGAGCUCGGUGGAUGUUCGAGACGAAGCCCCUCGAUGCCAUCAAGGCGGAAAAGGAGAUCUACGUGAUCCGAGCUGUCACCCAGGAAGAUGUAAAGAAGGGUGAUGUCAAGUCAGCCAGGUGGAAGUUCGAGACCCAGCCUCUGGACUCCCUAACAGCUAAGGAGGAAGAUGAGGAACCCACAGUCAAGGUUGUGGAAGACUUUGGGAACCGAAAUGUGAAGCUCAACAAACAGCUCUUCGAGUCCGAACAGUCAGCCAGUAAGAAGUAUGUGAGGAUGGUUAGUGUGACAGAUGUUCAGCAAGGAGAUGUCAGGACAUCCACCUGGCUCUUUGAGAACCAGCCCAUUGACAGGCUGAAGGGAGAACCAGAGGAGCAGGGCCCUGUCCAGACGGUCCACAGAGAAGACAACCAGAAAGGAGAGGUGAAACGCUGCACGUGGCUGUUCGAAUCCCAGACGCUGGACAAGAUCAAGGAUGCUGAAUCCAAUACGAAUGCAGCACAGGUUGUUGAGGAAGAGAUCCCAAAAGCAGAUGUGAAGAGCACAACCUGGCUGUUCGAGACCACACCCUUAGACAAAAUUGUCACAGUUGAAAGUGUGAUUGACACGCUGUCUCGUCUACAUCAGCUUGAAUUCAUCCACUCAAGUGGAAUCCUAAUAGAGGCAAAUGAGAUCACAAACGUCAACAUGGUGAAAUACCAGUUUAUUAAAACCGAGGGAGCACAGAUUCAGAAGGAGGAGAUAGUUGAAGGGAACAUCAGAAACAUCAUGCUACAGUUAUUGUCCAGAUCAACCCUGAAGCCCCAGAUCACUCUUCUGAAAGAGGUAGAACAGGGUAAAGUUCACACAACAGUAUUAGAAGUCCCAGUCAAUCAGCCAGCAUCAACUAACCAAGACGAAGAUCAAAGUAUACAGAAACUCGCUCGGAUCAUCGAAAGCUUGCUUGUUCAAGAUAAGCUGAUGAAGAAGGGGAUCAUCAUGCAGGAAUCUGAGGGAGGACAUGCAGAGAUGACCGUUUACUCCCUUCUCUGUCAAACCAAAAUGGAGAGUCAAGACAUUACAAGGGGAGAUGUGAAGUCAACUAUAGGCAACCUUUUAGCUACUGCUAACAAUCAGAGGACAACCGCUUCAUGUAGACUAGAUGAAAAUGAAAAGGGGAACGUCAACUUAUACAGGAGUUGCAUUGAGAAAGGAGAUCUCCAAAAACUGAAGAGUCUUCAAAUAGAGCAAUCAGAAUUGGAUGAACUUGACCUCAUGACAAAGGAACAGAUUGAGAUUGUGCAAGGAGAUGUGAAGGAGGCGAAGAAGAAUCUUCAGAAACAGAAAGAUCAAGUGGAACGUACCAUUUCAGAUGUCUUACCGGGGGAUGUGAAGAACGCCAAAAGAGUCUUUUCAACGGAGGGCUCCAUUGACCUUAGUGUUGAAAACUGCAUUUCUAAAGAAGAGAUCAUCCGUGGGGAUAUCUCCUCAGCUAAGCAGCAACUUGCUUUAAAACACACUCUCUCAGUGGAAAAGGAGGAGAUUGUGGCCGGUGACAUCAAAGCUACUCUGCAGUCUUUAGAACGUGCAAAGCAGCAGAGUAUGCACGUGGAGCGCGAAGUCAUAACCCCGGGAACUAUCUAUGACAUGGAUCUAGCAACACAGGGGCUGGAAUCAGAGGGAAACCAGACACAGAAAGAGGAAAUAGUAUCGGGAGAUGUGAAGGCAGCGAAGCAGUCCCUUGAGCUGGCAAAGAACCAGAGUCUGUGUGUGGAGCGUGACAUCAUCGUCCCAGGCAAAAUAUACAAUGUCAACAUCUCAUCUCAAGAACAGAGCUCCACGACAGUGAGGCAGUCUGCGUCUUCGUCAACCUCCAGAAGCCAGCGGAUCACGACGACUUUCCGAAAGGUCAGUGACGCAGAAAGAGAUCAGGAGACAAUUGAGGCUUGCCAACAGGGCUACGUAUCAAGGAGUUCAGAUGUAAUACAUGUUAGCGCAGCGGAUUCACCGCCAGCAGUCUCCGGCAGCAUACAAGCACAAACCCACCCUUAUGUAAACUCAGAGUAUGGUGAUAUUGAGAGGAUAGGGACAGAAGAGGCAGAAGCAGAAGUGGUGAGAGGAGAUGUAAAAGCUGCUAUUAGGUCUCUGCACAGUGCUGCGACGGAGCAGAGACCACCAGUAGACAAAGAGGAAAUUGUAAGAGGUAACAUGCAGAUGGCGCUGCAAUAUCUUGAAAAGUCUAGUGUAAAUGUGUCCAAAGGAGACUAUAAAGCUGCCAUGAUAUACAGGAACUCAGGUAAAGCUUGUGCAGGGAGCAGUAAGAAAAGGGAUGCAGCGACUGUGAAAAAUCAGGUUGUUACAGUAUCUAUGCCUCCAUCUGACACUGAAUUGUCUCCUUCGGUUUCAGUAACUCUUGGCGAACCGCCAGCCAUCGCAGCACAGACUUCGGCAACUGUCACUCUUACAAAUCUUGAUGAAAACCCUCAAACGCCCUCCACAGAAGCCCUAAGGCCACCUCCACUGCCUCCCAAAGCAAAUGAAAAAACACAAUACCAGAAGCCGGCUCUACCACCGAAACCACAACGCUUAAAACAAACACCCGGCGAUGCAACAGAGAAUACCCCUCCUCCAAAAACACCUAGCCCGAUCAAAGGUAACCAGCAGAGCCCAGUCAUUCCCCCAAAAAUGAAAACAGGGAACCCAUCUCCCCCUCCUCUGCCUCAGAAACCUUCAUCAAAUAGACAACAAACCACAAAGGAUUCACAACCCAAACUGGCCUCCAAUGAAACAGGCAAUAGGACAUUUAUUAAUAAAGCAAAGCAAUACUUACCUCAGGCCAGUGCUACCAAUAACAUCCCAGCUGAGGACAAAAAGUCAGUUCAGCUAAAGCAAAAGAGGGAACAGAAAAACAUUGGAACAACAUUGGAAACUCAAACAAUAGCAGUUGACCAUAGUUUGGCCAUGUCAAACGGCACUGAAAAGGAGAUCGACAGAAACGUAAUACAGAAAAUCAAUGCAGCAAAAGAGAUCCGAAUGUGCAUGCAGAGCUACACAGAAGAUGGUAAUGCACAACAGGAAAUAAACAUGGGCUUUCAGGUCGCAAUCCAAAACUUCGGGGGGAAGGAGAAGAAUGUUGUGGACACAGCCCCUGUGCUGCCAAAUAAGAUCAAAGUGAUUAGGGAAAAGGUCAGCCAGGAAAAACAGAUCACAAAAAUCACCACCACGCAACAGGAGAGAAACCCCCCCACUGUGCAGCAGGGGAGAAACCCCCCCACUGUGCAGCAGGGGAGAACAGAUAUUCACAAUCAGGGCUGCAAUACAGAUCUCCAAGAACCCUACUCCCCAACCGCAACAGAUAGACUUCCAAUUAUCCAACCUAACAGUGACAAGCUGCCAGGAGGAGCAUCCAUAACAGUGACAAGCUGCCGGGAGGAGAAACACCAGAAACUGGAGGACAAAGUAGUUCUGAGGAAGAAGAAAGGAAAUGUAGAGACAGAGGACCAGCGACGUCAGAGGCUGUCUGUUCACAAAGAUGACAUCAUGAGAGGGAACGUGAAGGCAGCGAUGGAGAUAUUCGAGAAUCUGAGGAAACGAGAGGAACUCAAGACAAUCCUGUCUCAGGUUCAAGAGAUAGAGGGAGAGACCAGGGAAGUGGAUGUCAGUUCAUUAAAGAGCUUAUUCGAGAAUGUACCUGCUUGGAUAGUCACGCCUUGUAAACAUACACAGCAAAGUCACACAAAAGUGGAAAAGAAAGUUGAAAUAGAGUCAGUGAGCAAUGAUAUGGAAAGUGGAUCUUCGGUAGAGACUGUGUUUGGAGACCUAGAAAAGGCAAGCAAAGAGAUAAUGCAUUUGAAAGAGCAGACGUUAGCAAAACUUAUUGACAUAGAGGAGGCGAUCAGAAAGGCUUUGUAUUCUGUAUCCAAUUUAAAAUCUGAGGCUGAUAUCGCAGGUUUAUCAGGACUCUUUAACGAAUCCUUGCAGACCGAGCAAAGCUAUCAACCCACCAACAACAUAAGAAAAAUCAGUAUCGCAUCCAGCAAGGCCGCUAAGGCCAAAACAGAACAAGCUAAGGAGACAUCUGAGGUGAAAACAAAAGGUGUAUCAGGAUCGUCAAAAAGAUCAGAGCCAGCAUCACUCUCUCCGGUACUUGACAAGUCCCAAAUCAAACAAUGCUCCACCUCCCCGUCCUCGCCAUCAUUCAUCUCCAUUCACUCGGCUGCCAGGAAGCCUGCAGAACAGCCAAAGUCACCACAGCCACAGUUCUCAUCAUUCAAGCCGAAUCCAGAGGGGUGUCCUUCCCCAAGCUCCCGUGGAGCCAAUGGUGACCUGGGUCAACGAUCUGCCUCUGAUUCCCCAAACCACUUCUACAGUCCUGCUAGUCCAAGACGAAAGGUCAGCGUACUGGAGGUGCAAACUGUUCCCGAGUCUGUUCCUGGCGGAAUCAUCGGCACAAAGACUGUCAGUGAGAAAUACGAGGAGAUGGACUGCUUCGGCAACACAUUUGUCUCGUCAAAGACUUCGACGUUUGUCACGAAGCAGUCUGAGAAGUUUGGAGUAGUCGCCACUCCAACUAGGUAUGAAGUCGUGACAUCCCCUCUCAUGCAAAGGUCCGGUCAUCCCUUUUCAGAAAAUGCUCAGUCCAACGCCAAAGAGGGUGGUACAGUUUUUGUAACAUUUGGUCAACCAAAAGCUGGAAAACGU